Molecule: messenger RNA, 2236 nt
Organism: Coniophora puteana RWD-64-598 SS2
Lineage: Eukaryota; Fungi; Basidiomycota; Agaricomycetes; Boletales; Coniophoraceae
Product: carbohydrate-binding module family 48 protein
Exons: 3
Coding region: 86-1822 (578 amino acids)
Biological process (GO): signal transduction
Cellular component (GO): cytoplasm; nucleotide-activated protein kinase complex; nucleus
Molecular function (GO): protein kinase binding
Source: RefSeq, a predicted model, not a curated record
AAAGUCCUCGUUCCUCCUAGACGUCGCCCAAGGUAACCCACUCAAUCGCGGUCGCCCAAGACCACGCUUUUUUUUAUUUCGCGCAAUGGGCAACACCGCGUCUAACGCAAACAACCCACAUCCGUCGCCUUCGAUCAAGCGAGUAGACUCUCCUUCCAGCCGUUCCUCCAGCCACCAACAGUCCCAAUCGCCCUCACCCACCCCGAGCCAGCCCCAUCGUUCAUUAAGAACGAAGAAAAGGUCGCUCGAACUCCCAGACCUCGCCUCCCUUUCCCUCUCACCCUAUAAUUCGGCCAACACCUCCCCUCAUAGUCGCAGGCCGCCACAGACUUCUUCGCCUAUUCCAAUCCCCAUUCCCAAUAAUGGUCAAAAUGGGCAAAUCAAUAACGCGACGAACACAGGCACAUCUCCCCGGGGCAGACAGAUGCAUCCACAACCGUACAUCCCCAGGAACAACGAUAGUAACCUCUCCACCGAGCUGUUAGAUCAGCCGUCAACGCACAUUCCCGUUCGCCGGGGCCACUACAUCCGAGGUACCCAUUACAGCUCAACUUAUUCCAUCCAGUCUCGUGGCUCGGCGAACCCAAGGAUGCAGGAGCUCUAUGUCGCUAGCCAGCAGGAGCCAGAACCUCCCGCUCAAGAUGAGUUCGUCCAGGAGGUUGUUCAAUCAACCAUCCCCCUCGUGCUGCCAAAAUCAGACGACGAUCCAACUGCACUUCAAUCGCCCUUCGACAUCGACGAAAACGGGCAGCUCAUCUCAAGACCUGGAGAUACCCCUGAGGAACCGAGAGAGCCUAUAUCCGUCAAGAUCAUUUGGCGUGGUGGUGGAAAGAACGUGGUGUUGGCACGCGCUGGUGAUGAUAACUGGAAAGGGAGGCAGCCGAUGCGGCGGAGUGAUUCGCAAGAUGAUCAUUCCUGGUCAACUUAUGUCUCCCUCAUGCCGGGCACGCAUCAUAUCAGAUUCAUUGUCGAUAACCAGUGGCGACUCGCCGAAGAUCUGCCAACAGCAGUUGACGACGAAGGCAGUCUCGCCAACUAUGUUGCCGUCCCGAUUUCGGGGCUCACCCCGCCAUCCGGGGGCGCUGCUGCCGCUCAGCCCCCACCCGCUCAGUAUCCUACAUCAGCUGCAAAAUACCUAUCUUUCUGGUCAGAAAGCUCCGCCAUGGGGACGGAGGUAUUUACUCUCACAGAUCCUGAGAGCUACAAGUCGGGAUGGACAGAUGAAAUACCCCCGGAACUCGUCAUAGCUGCACGAGAGGAGGAGGCUUAUUUGGCGUACACCUCGGGCACUGAUUACGAGCUCGGCACACAUGACCAUGUCCCUGCGCCGAACAUCCCGCCUGCUCCUGCCCUUCCGAGGCAUCUCGAUAAACUCAUUCUCAACUCCAAGGCUUCUGGUGGCAGGGGCCGCGAUGGCAGGGAUCGACAGCGAGAGCGGGAUCGUGACCGUGAUCGCGAUCGCGACCGGGAACACCGACGCAGGCAAGGCCGGUCUAUGCUGGGCAUGGCGAGCUCUAUCGCAGGCGACGUCCUCAGAGAAGACACGAUUGCAGGCUCAGAAACCAAGCCUAUCCCAAUAACAACUGCGAGCGGCGCGGAUGUCACUUUUCAACACCUGUCUGCGGCACAAAUCUCGGCACAGACGCCGCUCGGUCUUGAGGGCCCCGGUCUCUCGGACGAUGCAAGCGUCCUGCCAGUGCCAUCUCAUGUUGUGCUCCACCACCUAAGCACCAGCGCGAUCCGCAACGGUGUCCUUGCCGUUGGAACCACGACACGGUAUCGCAAGAAGUUCCUGACCACCAUCUAUUACAAGCCCACCUAAGAACCACUUGGUGCCCAGUGCCCACCUCUAAAUUCAGAUCUUCUCCGCUUGGUUUUUUACGCCAUUGUACCACACAUUGAGUCUCGUUGGCAUUUGCCCUCCUGCGCUGUAUCGAUCUAGACACGUUUCCUUCUUUUAUCCAUCCACCCAGGUAGCCCCUCAUUUGCUCGAUUUGUUCUCCAAUCAACAUCACGUAUCCCACGCCCACCCUGCUGCUACCUAUCACGCUCCCAUCUUGUCGAAUCUGCCACACAUGAAACAUGGUAUGGACCACCACCGAUCAUCAUUGUCUGCCGCGUCCUUCCGCUACCACACUCUUGCCAUGCUACCGUUACUUAUAGACACAUCCUGUAUCUCCUCAUUUGUUCGUUCUCGAUAAACUGACAAAGGCAAGUAAAUGUACGUAAACCACCC